Planococcus citri (citrus mealybug) is the source of this 3232-nucleotide messenger RNA. Its product is annotated as aminopeptidase N-like. The coding region runs from base 105 to 2981 and encodes 958 amino acids. Gene Ontology annotation, cellular component: cytoplasm. The record is from RefSeq and is a predicted model, not a curated record. The transcript has 14 exons. NCBI's taxonomy places the organism in Eukaryota, Metazoa, Arthropoda, Insecta, Hemiptera, Pseudococcidae. Gene Ontology annotation, biological process: proteolysis; peptide catabolic process. Gene Ontology annotation, molecular function: peptide binding; metalloaminopeptidase activity; zinc ion binding.
CAUUUUAUGUACUUACGACAUUGUCAGUAAAUCGUAUUUCGUCGCUGAUGUUACGUCGUUACUAGAUACCUUUUAUCUCGUGGUGGGCUCGUGUCCCUAUAAUCAUGCCACAUCUUGGAUUCGUAAUUUUCGCAUUUUCAAGCAUACUUUCGCUAACCAACGGAUUCUCUACACCGCCGUCUACUCGUAUAAUAAAUAAUUGCCAAAAUGGACCUAGCUCGAAUUCAAACCUAAGAAACGAAAAAGGACAACCUGCUGAGAAUUCAUUGGAACAUGAAAUCUACAGAUUAACCGAUGAAUUAUCACCAACCUCUUACGAGCUGAGAUUGGUGCCUGAUUUGAAGACCUUCACUUUCGGCGGUAAAGUAGAAAUCUCGAUUCGAGUGAAAUUUACCACCAAUAAGAUCAUUCUUCAUAGCAGAAAUCUCACUGUACAAAGUGUGAGAGUGUUCAAAAUUGAUACAUCGAGGAUACUCGUGAACACCAGUUACAAUUUAGAUGAAUUCAACGAUCUGCUGAUCAUUGAGACUUCGCAGUGUUUGCCUUUCAGCACAGAUUACAUCAUUGUGAUCGAAUUUCAAGGUGUGCUGGGCGAUAAUUUUAAAGGAUUUUAUCGCAGUUCAUACACCAUCGGGUCUGCAGAAAAAUGGAUAGCAGUAACUCAGUUGGAAACAAAUUAUGCACGUCGAGCAUUUCCUUGCUUCGACGAACCUCGUUUCAAAACACCAUUCACAAUUUACUUAGCAUGUUCUCCAGAUCAAUUCGCUGUGAGCAAUAUGCCCAUGGAAAGUCGGCUACCUUCUGACUCGAUGAGUGGCGCAGACCGUCUAUGGGUGAAAUUCCAAAAAUCUCCAGCUAUGCCUACAUACUCGGUAUCGUACAUGGUAUCGGAUUUCUCCUACAUCACCGAAACAGGAGGCAAUAAUAUACGCUUGAUCGCGAGAAACAAUACCCUUCAGAAAGGCAUCUACGCUUUAAAACAAGCCAUCAAAGCACUCAAACAACUCGAAGGAUACAUCGGUAUUUCGUACAAGUUGCCAAAACUGGAUCUCGUAGCUGUUCCAGAUUUCUCCAAGGGUGGAUCUGAAAACUGGGGUGAUCAGAAUUGGGGUACAGGAAGCUGGGGCAUGAUCACUUUCAGAGAACGUAGCUUGCUCAUGGAUGAAUCAAGGAGCAGUGCUAGACACAGACAAGAGAUUACUGAAACCAUCACUCGAGAACUCGCUCAUCAGUGGUUCGGAAACUCGAUUACACCGGCAUGGUACAGUUACUUGUGGCUCAAAGAGGGAAUCGCUCGUUACCUCGGAGCAUAUAUAACAGCAGCGCUCGAACCAAAUUGGAACCUCGAUCAUUUAUUUGUGGUAGAAAACGUGCUUGUGGCUUUAAAGCGAGACAGGUUCGCUUUAAGACCUUUGACGACCACGAUUCAGAAAAAUUUCGAAAUUGGGAUGAUACAAGAUACCAUAACUUACAACAAAGCUGCCUCCAUACUCAGAAUGUUCGAACACAUGUUAUCACCCAACACGUUCAGAAAUGCACUCCAUCGUUUCCUCAGCGAAGGAGAAAAAAUUCAUCGAGGUGUCGUAAUCGAGAAAAACCUUUUGGACGCAUUCGAUAUCGAAUCACAACGGUUUCCGGUCAAUGUACCACCUCGUUUGUCGAUUACUGAAAUAAUGAAAGGUUGGACUGAAAACAAUGGAUAUCCUUUGAUCUCUGUCAAUCGUAGUUACGACGAUGGAAAAAUUAAUAUCACUCAGUCACCUCAUACUGUCAGGAAAUUUCCUUCACCUAUAAAGAACCAAAAUUGGAUAAUACCUUUGACCUAUACGACGAAAUCUAAACUUAAAUUUGACGACACUAGACCUACCUUAUGGUCUUUGGCUGAUGGUCCGAUACGAUUAUCAGAAAAUAUUUCAAAUACCGACUGGGUUUUGUUCAAUUUACAACACGUUGGACAUUAUAGAGUAAACUACGACCGGACGAAUUGGAACCUGUUGAUUGAUCAAUUAAAGCAAGAUCAUCGAAAAAUACACGUCUUGAAUAGAGCUCAAUUGAUCAGCGACGCGUAUUCUUUAGCUCAAGAAAAACACUUGACUUACCAAGUGGCCAUAAAAUUAACAGAAUAUUUAGUCAAUGAGACUGAUAUGAUACCUUGGUAUGCGGCUAUUCAACAAUUCAACCACUAUCCAUUGCGAGACAGAUUAAAAACGGGAAACAGUAGCGAUAGAUUUUUGACGAAUUACCUUCACAAUUUGUUCAAACAAUCAUUCAACAAGAUCGGAUUCGAAAUCAAGCCCAACGAUAGCCACGUUACGAAAAUCGUUAAACCAAAAUUCUUAGAAUGGGCUUGCAAGCUAGACGUAGAAGACUGCAUAAGAAAAUCACUCGAAGAGUACGAGAAAAAUAAGGCUGACCUCACCAAAGUCCAAGCUGAUUUAAAACCAGUGGUGUAUUGCUACGCUUUGCGUAACUCUACCGAUCAACGAGCAGUUUACAAAAAUUUAUGGACUAUGUAUACAAAUUACGAUGAUCCUUUCGAAAAACAUAAAAUUCUCGCCGCUGUGCUUUGCGCCACAGAUACAGAAGUUAUCAAACAGACACUAUCAAAAAUAAUCGAUCCGAAAAACAAAGAAAUCCGAAAACAAGACCAGAUGCGUUUCAUAGAUGCAUUCGCGUGGCACGGUCCAGCAGGAACUGCAGUGUAUGAAUUUAUGCUCGAAAAAUUGGAUAACACAACGCAACUUGACAGCGAUGACGUUGAAUUUUUAAUACUAUUGCUCAGAUAUACAUCAGACGACAACACUGAGCGUAUACAACUGAAGAAAGAUUUGGGCGUUAAAUUUAGCUCGCUGGAUCAAAAUAAAUAUGGUGAUCUUACUACGGUAAUUAAACAACUGCUAGGAAACGGUAUAAACAUGAUGGAGCGCAAUUCGAGAAUACUUGAACGCAUUCAGAAAGAAGCAUUGCAAUUGAAUGAAUAGGUAGUUGGACAUGGUCAAACGGACACAAAACAAUUAUUCCAAAUUUUACUUAUCAUCAUUUCUGUGUUUGAUAUACGCCACCUGGCCUUAAUUUUACUCAUCAAAUACCUACAUACAAAGUUAACGCAUACUGUCUUUUAGAAAAUGGAAUGUCAUAAGGAAACUCAUUAUUGGAAAUUAUUUUCAUUCGACUGUUGCACUUCCAGUAAUGUCUGAAUAAAAUCAACACAAAUAAAGUUGAUUUGAUUUGA